This is a messenger RNA of Ahaetulla prasina, 3942 nucleotides long. Its product is annotated as zinc finger protein 271-like. The transcript is spliced from 2 exons. Bases 1039 to 2511 code for a protein of 490 amino acids. The record is from RefSeq and is a predicted model, not a curated record. Lineage: Eukaryota; Metazoa; Chordata; Lepidosauria; Squamata; Colubridae.
UGCCUUGUUGGGUUGCAAAACCGAACCAGAGAGUUAUAGAGGUGGUGCAGAUGACAGGACUGGAUGGCACAUAAGGAAGCACGGAAUCCAUGAAAACAUCUUCAAACACCUUAGGGCAGAACGAGGAUGUUCUUCCGCGUUAUGGCGCUAGAUGGCGCGCUACAGAGAAGCAACUCUGGCGCCUAGAAAGCAGGUACCGUCUAUAGAAGCUGCAGCAUAGCUAUUCAAGGGAAGGGAGCCAAGCUGAGAUUGAACGAGCUGAAACGAUAGAGAACUAUUGUGCUAGAGAGGAGAUGGAGGAGAGGAGAUGAAGGGCAGAGGAACUUCCGUCUCACCCACGGGAGGAGGAUGGCUGGCGGAGCCUCUUGUGCUGUUUCAAGGGGUGGAAGCGGCUCCUGGGAGAAAAAAAAGAUGCCAAGAAGAGCACUCUGGACAACAGAAUGAGAAGCUGCAUUAAAAUGCAAACCAAACCAUCAAUCAAAGUAUUUUACAUUUUCUCCAGAAAGUAUAAAAAACAUUUUGCCUUCCUCAGCAGAGACACAAAGGAGAGAAUAACAAGGAAUUAAGCUGGAAAAUAGAAUAUGUAGAACAUAAAAAGUCAAGGGGGAUAAUUUACACAUUCAGAAAAAGUAGGAAAUUGCUGGAAGUCGGUGGGAAGGAAAAAGUCCCUUUGAUGGCCAAAACUGGCAGGCAUUAACAAAAGCCUUUGUGGAAGGAAAGAGUGACUUGAACCAAACAAACACCAGGUAAGCGAUCAGAAACAUUGUUGGUCUCCUCAAGAAUCCAAGAAUACCAGUGUUGCAAAACCCCACAAACUGCCUAAUUGUGGGGAAAACAAGAUUACAGAUCCCAUCUGAUUUAUGCAUAAGUCGAUCAACCCAGUGAAAAGCCUUACAAAUGUUUGGAGUGCAGCAAAAGCUUUAUUGAGAACAGGUCGCUCAUGAUUCAUGGAAGGACUCCUACCGAAGAGAAAUUCUACCAGUGUGCCCCAUGUGGCAAAAAAAAAUUAGCAUGUAAACCAAUCUGGUGAGACACAAGAUGACUCACAAAGGAGAGGGACCAUAUGAGUGUCUGUAUUGUGGGAAAAGUUUCAGUCAAAAAUCCGACCUGGUAAUACAUCAGAAAAACCACACAGGAGAGAAACCAUAUGACUGUCCAGAUUGUGGGAAAAGUUUUCAGCACAAUUCCAAGCUAGUGAUACACCAGAGGGCUCACACGGGAGAGAAACCAUAUGAGUGUCUGUAUUGUGGGAAACGUUUCAGUCAGAAUUGUAACUUGGUGAAACACCAGAGGACUCACACAGGAGAAAAACCUUAUGAGUGUGUGGAUUGUGGGAAAAGUUUCAAACAGAAUUCCAACCGGCUUGUACACCAGAGAACUCACACAGGAGAGAAACCCUUUGAAUGUCCUGAUUGUGGGAAAAGUUUCAGUUAUAAUUCCAACCUUCUGAAGCAUCAGAGGUCUCACACUGGAGAUAAACCGUAUGAAUGUCCAGAUUGCGACAAAGAUUUCAAUUGGAACUCUGACUUGGUGAAACACCAGAAGACUCACACAGGAGAAAAACCAUAUGAGUGCCUGGAUUGUGGGAAAAGUUUCAGUCGGAAUUCCCACCUGGUGGAACACCAGAGAAUUCACACAAGAGAGAAACCAUAUGAGUGUCCUGAUUGUGGGAAAGGUUUCUCUCGGAAUUCCUAUCUAGUGGUACACCAGAGAAAUCAUACAGGAGAGAAAAUGUAUGAGUGUCAAGUGUGUGGGAAAAGUUUCAGUUGGAAGUCUGAACUGGUGAAGCACCAAAAGACUCACAAAGGGGAGAAACCAUUUCAGUGUCUGGAUUGUGGUAAAAGUUUCAAUUGGAAUUCUGCUCUGAUGAUACACCAGAGGACUCACACAGGAGAAAAACCCUAUGAGUGUCUCGAAUGUGGGAAAAGUUUCAUUCGAAAUUCCGACUUGAUGAUACACCAGAGGAUUCACACAGGAGAGAAACUGUAUGAGUGUCCGGAUUGUGGAAAAAGUUUCAGUCAGAAUUCUCACCUGGUUAUACACCAGAGGACUCACACGGGAGAGAAACCAUAUGACUGUAUGUAUUGUGGGAAAAGUUUCAGUCAUAAUUCCAACCGGAUGAAACACCAGAGGACUCACACAGGAGAAAAACCCUAUGAAUGUCUCGAGUGUGGGAAAAGUUUCAGUCAGAAUUCGUACCUGGUGAAGCACCAGAGAAUUCACACAGGAGAUAAACGAUAUGAGUGUCUGGAGUGUGGGAAAUGUUUCUAUCGGAAUUACGACUUGGUGAUACACUGGAGGACUCACACAGGGGAGAAACCAUAUGAGUGUCCAGAUUGUGGGAAAGAUUUCAGUAUUAGAUCUAACCUUAUAAACCAUGUUAGGUUACACACAGGGGAGAAGCCAUUCAAAUGCCCAGAUUGUGAACAGUGUUUCACACGGAACUCCUCUCUUAUUGCACACAAAAAAUUCCACGUGAGGGAAAAUUUGAUGUGUGUAGAGGAAUCUUGAACUUCGUUUCUCGUUUCUUAUUGGAAGCCCAGCUGAGAAAUUUAAUAAUUUCUUGCAUGAUUCUUUUUAGUCAAACGUGUCUUAGUAUCAAACAUGAGGAAGGAGAUGUGAGCUCCCAUUCUGACCCAGUACGGUGGUUCCCUUUCAUGGAGUUGAGACCUGCUGUGCUGGGCUAGAAAAAGUGAGCUUGGACCUGUAUUAGGUGUGUUUGUCAUCUAGUUAUUUCUACAUAUUGUAAAGGGGCAUAUAAAUAUGUAUGCAUGUAUUUAUUUUUAUUAAGAAAAUCUAUAUGGCAGCCCAACUCAUGCUGACUUGACACAAUUUUAAUUUUAAUACAGAAACCAAUAAACCCCUUAUAUUACAAAACACAAAACCUCCACAUUUAAUACGUAAAGGUUCCCCUCACACAUACGUGCUAGUCGUUCCUGACUCUAGGGGGUGGUGCUCAUCUCCGUUUCAAAGCCGAAGAGCCAGCGCUGUCCGAAGAUGUCUCCGUGGUCAUGUGGCUGGCAUAACUCAAUGCCAAAGGCGCAUGGAACACUGUUACCUUCCCACCAAAGGUGGCCCCUAUUUUUCUACUUGCAUUUUUUACAUGCUUUCGAACUGCUAGGUUUGCAGAAGCUAGGACAAGUAACAGGAGCUCACCCCGUUACACAGCACUAGGGAUUCAAACCGCUGAACUGCCGACCUUUCGAUUGACAAGCUCAGCAUCUUAGCCACUGAGCCACCAUGCUUCUUCCUGCUGGUCAAGGUCAGGCCAGUUCUGCAUCUCGAGAAGGACUGGUCAGUAAUGUCUCGAGAUGGGACGGUUGGCGAUUGGAGCAUGCGAUCGACUGAGGAGUGAGGGGAUGGUUUUGGGGUUUUUAAUUUACUGAGGUAAAACCCGGACCUCUCAGAUUCGGAUUUUCCCAGAUGUGCCAGUUUACCUAUCCUAGUCAAAAGAACUUUGAAAGAUGCGUGCUUUGGAGUUUUUACUUGGGGAGGGGGUUUUCUGGAACGCUGACAAUUUGUGCAGUAAAUGAAUCUGUGCAAAAGCCUCUCCCAGCCUCAAGCUGGAAGAGAACACCCAGGUUGUGCACCACUUCAGUCGAGCAAGCUGAUCACAUGACCCCAGGACACUGCAACCGUCACAAAUAUAAAUUUCCAAGCGUCUGAAUUUUGAUCAUGCGAUAAUGGAGAUGCUGCAAUGAUUGUAAAUGUGAAAAAUAUUCAUAAGUCACUUUUUUAAGAAUAGGGUAGAAUAAAGAAUAGAAUUCUUUAUUGGACAAGUGUGAUUGGACCCACAAGGAAUUUGUCUUUGGUGCAUACGCUCUCAGGGUACAUAAAAAGACAAGAUACAUUCGUCAAGAAUCAUAAGGUACAACACUUAAUGAUAUUCAUAGGCAGGGGUGAAAUGCUCCCAGUUCGGACCGGAUUGCCCGAUCUGGUAGU